AUCGAUGUUUAAUUUCAGGAUCUAGGACAAGUAUCAGAAACCAUGAUUUGCGAGCUGUUCGAGAGAGUUCGCUACCAGAACAAAAGCGACAAACUGGUUCUCACAGUCAACGAGAAGCAAAAGUUGAAGCUCAGCUGGACAACCUUCAUGGGCGCCAGCCCCACACAGGCUGGGCUUGACAUGUUCUACAGGAUGUUCGAAAAGUACCCAGAAACCCAGUCUGUUUUCUCCUUCGCCUCUACCAAAGCCGAAGGACAAAUGCAAGAUACCUCCCGUCUCAUGCUUCACAUCACCAUGGUAUCCAAGAUGAUCGGCGAGGUUGUCGAUAAGCUUGACAACCUAGAGAGCAUCGUCCCAUCUCUUCUUACCCUCGGUGGCAGACACGGAACCAAUGGUUACAACAUCCCACGUGACUUCUUCCCUUUCUUGGGUGAAUCACAACGAGAGUUGAUGAAAGAAAAGAUGGGCGAUUCCUUCACAGAUGACCACAAUGCGCUUUGGACCAAACUGUACCAAUUCAUCAUCGACGUCAUGAUUGAGGGACAGGAAAAAUACAAUUAGACACAACAUGUGGACAUUGAUUCGGCCACACUUCGCCAUGGUAGUUCAUCUCUUUCAUUAAUGUGCUUCUUUGGCAGAAGGUGGUCUGAUGUGAUACUGGUAUUAACAUUGUUGGUCAUUUUUAAGACAUAUGUUAAAUUUGGGCUCAAAAUUAGCGUCAAUUUUAAAUGUCAUUUAGGUUCAAAGAGACUCAAUUUUGAUUUUAAAUUGACCACAAAACAUAGUUGUGCAUAUGUACACUUGUCUGUUAAUAAAUAAAAAACUGUUAUUACAUAAAAUUAA
Owenia fusiformis is the source of this 843-nucleotide messenger RNA. The record is from the annotation of a GenBank genome assembly. NCBI's taxonomy places the organism in Eukaryota, Metazoa, Annelida, Polychaeta, Sabellida, Oweniidae.